AUGGUCAAAGUAUUGAGUUAUAUUCUGCUUAGUGGGCUAGUCCUAGUUAGCUGUUUAAGGCCUGAGGACCAAAGUGUCCUUCGGGAUAUUCAGCACCUUAAAAAUCUCAGGCCACUAGGUACUGAGUUCGCCGAAUACUUCAAAAAUAUAACCCAAAACGGUUUAAGUCCUUUGAAUUCCCGAUUGUCAGCUCGGGAAGAUUCGUGCCUUAGUGACAUGUACAGCCUUAUGUUGGCUCUUCGAAGCGGCCAAUUAUGGGCAAUGAAAAUGAUUGACUCAUGGGGUUCCAUACCCUCAGGCAUAUUUACGGGUAACGUAUAUGAUUUGGGAAACUUCGACGAGUGCCUGAAAAUCAAAAAGGAUACCAUACAAGGAAAAUAUUGUUUCUUAGAAGUGAACCCAGGUAAAUUGCUGGGCGUUGAAAGUGCACUGGCAGGCAUAGUGAAAAUGAAAAUUGCAACUUGUUUUCCGGCUUCCUGUUCGGCCAGUUACAUUAAUGGUUUUAUAAAUCAAAUUUUGAAUGUGAAUAUGUCCAGCACAGCCUUGAGUAUCAGUGACAGUACUUGCCAAACCUCUGAAAAAGAACCCUGGAAUGCUUUAACCAUUUUAACAAUAUAAAUUAGAUUGAUAAUUAUAAUUACAGAUCAGCUGCCCAGGAUUGUCAAGUUGCUUUCUGCCAGAGCCAAUUCCCGAGCUCUUUUCCGCGUGGUGGAAAAUAAAUCGAAUCCAAAUGUCAUCGAAUGCCUUCAUGGUAUUCGUGGGAUGUCCCUCUGCUGGGUGUUGUUCCUUCAUCAAUAUGCGAGCAUAUUUUAUUCUCCAAAUAUUAAUCGAUUUAGUCUUCUCUCGUGGAUUCAAAGACCUUUCGCUAGUUUCUUUUUGCAAGGAACUUUUUCAGUCGAUUCGUUUUUCUUUAUCGGCGGGUUGUUGGUUUCUUUGAUUUCAUUGCGAUUAAUGGAAAGAAACAAAGGCAGAUUUAAUGUGCCUAUGAUGUAUCUUCACCGCUUGAUCCGCAUUCUCCCCAUUUUGGCCAUGGCUAUUCUAGUCUACACCCAACUUACGGGUGUUCUUGUGGAUGGUCCACUUUUCAUUGGUGGAUCCCAUGACAAAUCGUCAUGUGCAAAAACCUGGUAUAUGACCUUGCUGUUUGUGGUUAACUUCGCCGAUGAUAUGUGCCUCGAUCAUACCUGGUAUCUGGCGGUGGAUAUGCAGCUCUUCCUCAUCUCUCCAAUCUUUUUGUUUGCUCUCCAUAAGUGGGGAAAGAAGGCUGCUGCUGGAAUUUUCGUUUUGAUAGUUUUGCUAUCCGGUUGCCUGUUUGCCACCAUGAUGGUCAACAACUACUCAAUAAAGAAUCUUGAUCUAACUUUACAAAAGCAAAUGUACUUCUACACGCAUACCCAUGCCGCUCCUUGGCUGAUUGGAUUUCUGUUCGGUUACUUCUUGUACUUGAACAAGGGAAAGCAGAUCAAGUUGCACUGGGUAGCUGUUUGGUCGGGAUGGAUUCUUUGCCUGGCCAUGCUCUUCACUUCGAUCUUUGCCCUCUUUCCGAUAAUGGACUCAGGCAAACCAUGGCUGGCAACCACUUUAGAGCUUUCAUGUUUCUAUACACUCACCCGAGUGGGAUGGCCCAUGGCUAUUUGCUGGGUUGUCUUUGCCUGUAUGCAAGGAUAUGGCAGUCUGGCCAAUAGUUUCCUCUCCUCACCGCUGUGGCAACCACUUUCAAGGCUUUCGUAUUCCGUGUAUAUGUGGCACAGUUUUAUCCAGGGGAUAAACCAAGGGAUUGCAAGGACAAAUACAUACUUCUCGAAUUAUCAAGUGAUGCUUGAUUUCUGGUCAACCAUGGGAUUCACUGUACUGUUUUCCUACUUACUGUACUUGCUGAUUGAGGCGCCUAUUGGUGGUCUUGACAUUUUCUUACGCCCCCAAAAGAAGCCAUCUGCAGAAAUCAAACCGAUCAAAGAUGAUUCAGAGCCAGUGCAGGAGACCCAGAUCGAUGAUGUUGACUCAAGCAAACCAAAAGAACUGGAAGCCACUGACUUAAAUUCUCAAACAUCUCCUGAUUAGAUUGUGAAAUUUGGAAAAGCAAUAAAUUUGCACGAAUUUGAAUCAAAAGAA
Molecule: messenger RNA, 2112 nt
Organism: Drosophila eugracilis
Lineage: Eukaryota; Metazoa; Arthropoda; Insecta; Diptera; Drosophilidae
Product: nose resistant to fluoxetine protein 6
Molecular function (GO): acyltransferase activity, transferring groups other than amino-acyl groups
Source: RefSeq, a predicted model, not a curated record